Molecule: messenger RNA, 2619 nt
Organism: Gallus gallus (chicken)
Lineage: Eukaryota; Metazoa; Chordata; Aves; Galliformes; Phasianidae
Exons: 7
Coding region: 2024-2521 (165 amino acids)
Source: RefSeq, a predicted model, not a curated record
GCUCUUUUUCUUGGAUACACUGAGGUGAUCCUUUUUCUAGCUGAGACUUUGCAAUGAGUCUUGAAGCAGAUUUGAGCCGGUAGAAGUUGGCAGUGUCUGCAUUCCGUUCUCCUGAUUUCCUUGCUGGUCAGAGUUAAGGUGCCAUGCAUCCAUUCCCCAGCCCUAGCUGUCUCCUGAAUCAUGAGAACAGCCUUUCCAUAUUGUGGAAAGAACUGGAGUGGAUUCACGCUGAAGGACAAGAUGCUUGCAGACACGUAAGCUCAAGAAGAGAAUGCAGAGUCCACGGAAACUCGCUGCCAAACAACGAUGAGAAAGUAGAAUAGGCUCCUGUUGUUGAAGAUGGGAUGGUGAAACAGAUGUCUCAGCUCAACACAACGCCAGUAGGAGCUGGUUCGGGCUACCCCCCCUUAAAAGGUCGGAAGUUCACAGCGAGGUAGACUACGAGCCUUCAUCCACUGACCGCCAGAGACCCCCACCACAUUUUUAGGACGCGUGCUCAAGAGGGUGGGACAAUACGUUAAUAGUUUCUCAGAAUUCCAGCCCAUUUUUGUGGAACGUAAUGAAUAUGUGGAUGUUAUGUCUGUAAGUAUGUAACCAGUGCUUUUCUCUGUGUGCGAGUUAGGAGGAGAUAUCCCCCCCCGCACCCGGCGCCGUAAUGAGCGUACCUGCUUUGUAACCUUACGUGGGUUCCAGAGUUUGAUUCCACACGUCACUCCCUUCACUAUUAAGAGGACAAAGAACUUCUGGCACAGAAGGAUGCCCACCUGCAAGGCUCAAAUUGCACGCUGCUUCCUCCUCUCUGCUCAGUAAAACUCUGUGUUGGGCUCAUUUGGAAGGAAGGUUUGGUGUUCUGACUUCCUGGACAGUUGUUACCUAAAGCCUGGAGUGCCUGUGUCAACUGUGGCGGUGCAACUGCCACACCUUCUCUCCCCCUUCUCUCAGGCCUCUCGGUGCACCACUUCUCCUGAGACAAAAGGCGGAGGACCGGUACGUGGAGGUACUCCUCCUCUUCCCUUGCCCCUGCUUGCCUCUGGGUAGCAAGGGGCAAUGAAUUGGAACAUUAGGGGAUGCCCUAGUUGUAUCUGACUCCUGCUUUGCGCCCCACUGCCCAGGAACAAUCCUGGGGUCAAUCGUCGUCUGACAGCCUGGGACGCGUGAACACGAAUCACGGCUCAGGUGGGGUAGCGUGGAAUCCGUGAGUCCAGCAAGUUCUGGGGUUUGCACAACUGGUAGAAAGAACCAGAAGAUUUUGCCAUGCGAGGGGGCUGGUAUGGAAAAGUAGCCGUCAGAUCUCCAUCGUCUCAGACCCUAUAACUAGAGAUUCAAAGCGAGUGUUAAUCAAUAUCUGAAGGGAAGUGGGAGGAAAAUGGAUGAGGCCAGGCUCUUCUCGGUGGUGCGUAGCGGAGGACAAUGAGCAGUGGCCUAGAACUUGAGCACAGGAAGUUCCAUGCAAACAUGUGGAAGACCUUCUUUACGGUACUGCCAAAUCCUCGAGGCCCUCUACCAAUGAUAGUGUACCAAGGAUAGUCUACUGUGCUGUGAUCUUCAGGGACGUUUUCAACACAAGCCAUCCUAUUGUUCUGUGAUCUUCAAGGACACUUCCAACGUACAAAAAUCCAGUGGUUCUGUGAUCUUCAGGGAGCCAUGCAACACAACGCAACACAUCCAUUCCAGCGUUGUGUGAUUUUAGAAGCUGGACGUGAGCCAGCAGUGUGUGCUGGCAGCCCGGAAGGCCAAGUGUGUUCUGGGCUGCGUUAAGAAAGAGGUGGCCAGCAGGGAGAGGGAGGUGGUUGUCCCCCUCUACUCAGCUCUUGUGAGGCCCCAUCUGGAGUACUGCACCCAGGCGUGGGGCCCUGUAUGAGAACUGUUGAACUGCAACUCCACCUGUGUGACCGGAAGGGGUGGAGCCAGGCUCCACCUCUCCUAAACCCCAUUUAAGGGCUGACUGCCACGGAGGAAGGAUUGCUCUCUGAAGAUCACUCCUCUUGGAGCCCUUUUGGCGAGCCCAGGACACGGCCGCUCUAUGAUUCUGCGUUUCUAUGACGUAAGCACGGGCCCCACGCAGCCCUGGUGCAGCACAUCACAAGAGCAGCAGCCCGCGGGGAGCCGCCACCCGGAAUCUCGGAGCCGUGAGGUCACAAUGCCCCGUCCAAUGGCUGUGCGGUGCUGUGCCGUGAGCUCACAAGGCCUGGCUGCGACGCUGUCCUGUGCCGCAGGCUUUGCUCUGUGCGACGCUCACUGUGGCUGCAGCGGUGGUGUUGGAAGCAUGGUGCGAGUGUGGGGAGCCAUGGCCCCUGCCCGCUUUGUCCUCUUCCUCCUACUGAUGGCCAUGUGUUUCCGGGAGACCUGUGCUGCUCCGUGGCGAGCACCGGGAGCAGGUGAUGAACUUGGUGCUCCCUUUCGGAUGAUCGUUUGGAUCCGGAUUUUGUGCCUGUGCCUCUGGGACAACCCAGAGGCCCUGCUGGUGAAUCAGCAGAACAGAACCCUGCCUCUGAGCCUGAAGGGGAUGCUGGAGAUGUGACUGGAGGAGGUGAUCCAGGUUCCGCUCUGAGCUCUGGGACUGAAACUCCGGCAGAUCGCAUGGGAGUGCCCCCAGGGAGGGCUUUGCCCGGUCAUGCU